AUCAUGACAUAUGUCUAUGGACAGAAGCUGAAUGUUAUGAUUAAUUGAAGACUGGAAGGUUUUACCGUUUUACUGUUUCACAUUUCAUUUAUGCCCAAAACGUAAACGUUUGCAUACCUCUAAAAUGGUUUAGGAAUUUUAUUGAUUAGUCUUCAUUAUUGAUAUAAAAAAUCUAAUAUCAAAAACAACCAUGAAUUUCAUUUUCUGCUUACUGACGUGUUAAAUAUGGAUUCUGGCAAUAUUGAAGCUUCUACCAUUGACAAUAUUUAUCCAGCAUUAACACAAUGUUUUGCAAUAAUAAUAUGUGGGUAUUUUGCAGGUCGCAUGAAUCUUAUAUCAGAAACAGAAGCAAAAGGCAUAAGCAUAUUUGUUGGCACAUUUUCCUUGCCCGCAUUAAUCUUUAUGUCACUAGCGGAACUAGACCUUAGCCAGAUUAAUUGGUUAUUUCUUUUAUCCAUACUUAUAUCAAAAAGUAUUGUAUUUUUUUCUGUGAUCGCUGUUACUUUAUUAGUUGGGAGACCAUUGAAGUUUGGGAGAGCAGGUAUAUUUGCAAUUUUUUGCACCCAGAGCAAUGACUUCGCUAUUGGAUAUCCUAUUGUUGCAGCGUUAUAUAAAUCUACGCAUCCUGAAUAUGCAACUUACUUAUAUCUGAUGGCUCCAAUAAGCUUGGUCAUUUUAAAUCCCAUCUCAUUUAUUUUAUUUGAAAUUAAUUCACGCCAGAAUGGAAGCACAGAAGAUAUGUUGAUAAAUGAUGGGCAUCUGUCCAGUCCAGAGGCCCGAGGAGGACGAUGUAAAAUGGUUGUGUCUGUAGCAAAAGGUGUUUUCUUAAAUCCGAUUGUUUUCAUGACGUUAUUGGGUGUUCUAGGAAACAUUAUAUUCAGGCACAAGAUACCAUUGUUUUUUGGAGGUACCUUACAGGUACUGGGAUCUGCUUUUUCAGCAAGUGCCUUAUUCUUACUUGGUUUACGGAUGGUUGGAAAGGUUCACAAAUUAAGAGGAAUAACACUAGUUGUUCCAGGAAUAUUGAUUAUGGUCAAAUUGAUCGUUUUGCCAUUGGUAACUAGAGAAGUAAUCAGUACUUUACAUGUAGGUUACAAUGAAUCUGAAAACAUAGAUCUUAGUACAUAUGGUUUUUUGUAUGGAACUUUUCCAUCUGCUCCAACAGUUUUUGUUUUUGCUACACAAUAUGCUAUAGAUGUAGAUCUGAUUGCCAGCGCUAUGGUUGUUUGUACAUUUGUUAGUGCUCCUUUGAUGUUUGUCUCGGCAAAGAUGAUUACUCUCACUGACUGUAAUCCUUCUGAGUACAUAAAACAACUUGAUUCGUUCACUCUCGAUAUAAGUAUAGCAGGGCUCAUUGCUUCCUUUUGGGUGAUUUUUGUUUUUACUAUUACCAAAAAGAUUUCAAGAGUACCUCAUAAGAUUACCACUUGCUUAGUGAUAUCACAGCUUAUAGGAUGUUUAGGGGCAAUUUUAUGGAACACUCUCGACCAAAAAGAAGGGUGGUCAGGAUAUAUACAGUUCACCUUGUUCAUUUUAGGAGUAUACAGUUGUAGAUUGUGGACUAUGAUACUAGCUAUAACAUUGCUGUUUUUACAGUGUAGGAGUUUGUGCUACAUACUGAAGCUCCAGUCGGUGUUUUUUGUAAUUGGUUGGGGGUUUCCGGUUAUUUUAUCAAUUCUGUUAUUGAUUUUUGAAAGUGAAAAAAUUAUUAAUUCAGACAAGAGAAAUCCGAAUUUUGUAUAUGGAGUUUCGCAAGCUAUCAUAUCAGUUACCCUCUUGGUGUUAUGUUUUAUUGUUACUGUUGGAUGUUUGAUUCUCCAUCAAAGAUACCGAAGACGUUUCAUGACCUAUAUGGAUUUGGCAGAUGAAGUUGCCUCUGAUCAGGAUCAGACGCAGGCUAUUUCCGAGGCAGAAACAUUAACCAACACUGCUGUCAUUAAUAAUCCAAGUACCAGUUCAGACAGUGGAGUUGUUGCUGGUAGGACACCUAAAUGUUGUGGGCUACCUACUAUUACUGAAGGUUGUUGCGAAGAUAAGGAGAGUCCUGUAACAGAUAUAGAGGACAUUCUAAGAGAAUCUGGAAAGCACGAAAAUGCAGAAGUCAAGGGAUAUUUGGCUGUGUUGAGAGAUGCAGGACUUGGUUCUUCAGAUGAUGGCCUUUGUUCAUCGAGAUUUGGGUGUACUGGUCCUAGACGAGAAGCCUGCUAUGGCAUUGUGCAACAAUACCACCAGCAAAUAGACGAUGAUCUUGAAUUGAUUGAAGAGGAACCUGAAUCUCACGAACCUCAGAUUUUAAGACACACCGUUUUGCUUAUAUUGCUUACAUGCUCUAUGUUUGUGGGAUUGGCUUUAUCUAUCUGGACACUCGUCAUGGAACAGAUGUCUGGAAUAUAUAUUGAACUUUCUUUCUUGGAUGCCACUUUAAAUUUUGGUCAGAGCAUUAUAGUUUUUGCCAUUUUCGGUUUGAAUGCCAAAGAAAUAGGACUUCCUCUGCUGAAAUGCUGGAGAAAAAUAUGGUAUGGUGCAAAUACCUUGAUUUUGCCCACUUGGCAAGAAUUGAGUUCUGAAACAAAACAUAUCUGUGAUCAGUUUGUAACUCAUCAUUUACAAAACAGUCGAUCGGCCUUGGCCAGUGAUAAAAGAUGGAGGCUGAAAAUUUAUAAAAAUGUAUUUUCUGGUGAACAAUUCGUGGAUUGGCUUAUAGAGGUGGGUUUGGCAAGAGAUAGAGUUGAAGCAGUAAAUUAUGCUAGACAUCUCAUCGAAGGUAAGGUUUUGAAACAUAUUAAUGGCGUUUAUCAUUUUUAUGACAGAAAUUUACUAUACACCUUUGAGUAGGAUGGGUUAAUAAGUUCUUUAUUCAAUUUAAUUGUAGUUCAUACUAUUACUUGCCGAUUCUGCAAUUAGUAAUUACAUUUUGCCUCAUGACAAAAAAUAUUGAUUUCAAUAUUUUAUUUCAUAGACUUUUAUAGUUAAUGACAUUUCAAAAUAUUUAUUUUGAAGGCACUAUGAAUGCUAAGACAUACUUUUGUUUUCAUUUGGCUGUUUUUAUUAAUUUUAACUUACCCUUUGUUAUGCCUUUAGGUACUCUUGGAAAAUUUCAUGAUUGGCCUUCCAAUUUAUAUUAUUCUGUUAACUUUGAAGUUAUUGAAAUAUUAGCAGUGGCCAUAAAUAAAUUAUUGAAAUAGCAAAAUUUGCAAGUAAUGGAAUUAUAGAAUUCUUGGGAUUUUUUGCUUUUGAACUUCUUUUAGGUGAUUCAUCCUAUGUUAAGGAUUCGGUUUUCUUUUUGUUUCAACAGUAGACUCAGUUGUUGUGAAUUUUAGAGUUUAUAUUGUUCCUUUUACAGUUAUUUAUGAAAUACCAAAAUAUAUUGUGUAAUAAAUUGAAAAUAAGCUGUAGUAUUCCCAAAAUUUAAAUAAAGGAGAAAUACUGGAUUUAUUUCUGUCGACUGAAAAUAUAUUCGAAGUGGAUACAAUCUGAAGAUAUGUGAUGAAAGUAGAAUUUCAAAUGUAUAAGUCAAAUGGAAUCUGAAUCAUUGAUUGCCAGUAUGUUUUAUACGUGAUUGUGGUAACAUUUCUCUCGUUUUCUUUCUCUUACUAUCAAACUCAACUACUAUGUUGUGUCCAGUUUACCAAAUAAAUAUGAAAUAAAACAGUAUUUCCCUGCUAAUAUUUUUCUAAUAGCAGAAUAUAUUUUGGGAACAACUAUUUUCACAAAAGUUGUACAUAUUAUUUAUUGAAUGGUGUAUGGUUUAUUUUCCAAAUCAUAAUUUUAAAUUUUACAUAUAGGUUAUUUUGGACACCUCGAAUGUGAUAUAAUAAUUCAAGUUACCAUUUGUUACAUAGUGUGCGUGUAUGAAUUUAUGUAUGUGUGUAUUUAUACAAAGAUGAAGAUAACAGAGGGGUUCUCAGUCAGAAGUUCAGAGAAAAACUAUUCUUUACUCUUCUUCUUUACCCUAAAGAGCUUUCAACAAUGUUUACGGCCUGAAUCAGGUAGUAAAAUGAGUUGAAACAACGACAAUAAUAAAAUAUAAAAAAUGUAGUACAUUUUAAAUUUGAAUCACUGAAGAUACUGAGAGACUGAAAAUAUUGUCUAAAGCUCGGUAGAGUAAAAGAGAAAUUUUCUCAGAACACCCGACUGAGUACGUGUUGUCUUCAUUUAUAUAUAUAUAUAUUUUGCUAUAUACAUUAGUAUCCUUUCUUUUUAUCUUUUACUAUUUCGUACAAUUCAUUUAUAAAUACGAAAUGAAUCAUCUAACAUUCAAAAUCCUUCGUUCAACUUUAUAUAUAACUUAUCAGACAUGACUUGAUUAGAAUGUGAGGGUUGUGGUUAUUCGUUAUAUCUUUUCCUGUGAAUUAAUUGGUAAUAAAGGCAAUAAAUAUUAUUAUUA
Leptinotarsa decemlineata (Colorado potato beetle) is the source of this 4387-nucleotide messenger RNA. It is a transcript of the gene anchor, whose product is annotated as integral membrane protein GPR155 homolog anchor. The record is from RefSeq and is a predicted model, not a curated record. Gene Ontology annotation, cellular component: membrane. Gene Ontology annotation, biological process: intracellular signal transduction; negative regulation of BMP signaling pathway; transmembrane transport. Lineage: Eukaryota; Metazoa; Arthropoda; Insecta; Coleoptera; Chrysomelidae.